Zerene cesonia (dogface butterfly) is the source of this 2624-nucleotide messenger RNA. It is a transcript of the gene CngB, whose product is annotated as cyclic nucleotide-gated cation channel beta-3-like. The coding region runs from base 142 to 2175 and encodes 677 amino acids. The transcript has 15 exons. Gene Ontology annotation, cellular component: plasma membrane; intracellular cyclic nucleotide activated cation channel complex. NCBI's taxonomy places the organism in Eukaryota, Metazoa, Arthropoda, Insecta, Lepidoptera, Pieridae. Gene Ontology annotation, molecular function: protein-containing complex binding; cGMP binding; intracellularly cGMP-activated cation channel activity. The record is from RefSeq and is a predicted model, not a curated record. Gene Ontology annotation, biological process: monoatomic cation transmembrane transport.
AUCAAUGACAUCAACACAUUUUCAAAUGGAUAUGUGUAGUCUGAUUGAAGAGAUAAUUACAGAUUUUGCUGUGUAUAUUUCUUUUAAAGGAUUUUUGAGGAUUCGAUACCAAAUAAAUGUGUUGUGUUGAAAGAUACACGUAUGAAAAUGGUGCUUAAUAAAUUCUUUAAAGGGCACACAGUGUACCCGUCGUCAUCUAGAGCUGAGCCUGCCAAUACCUCUGUUGCCAGAGAUUCUUGUGGAUCAUGGGGAACACCGGAUUCCACUCCAAUACGCACAAGAUUAACAAAGACGGCAUCUAACAUUGAACCAAAUUCUAAUGUCCGUGAUGAAGAAGUGAAUAAUAAAGGAUCAAUAUUUGUUAUAGAAAAACGAGUGCGAUUAUUCGAAAGUAAUUCUCCUAAAACUAAAUCUGAGGAUGAAGGGAAAGAAACAUCAACAGAAUUGACGAUCUUUGAAAGGCAUAAUAAUUCCAGAAGAUCUUCUGAAGAUAAGAUAGAAGCUAUUGAAUCACCACAAAGCCCAGUGCCAACUCCUUCUUGGAAAGAUAAAAAAUGCAGAGGCUUCAAAUUGCCAACAUUAUUCGACCCCUACGUACCCAUUGAUCCUCAAGGGCGAGUGUACAUAACCUGGCUAUUCCUAGUAACGUUCUGCUAUAGCUACAAUGCUUGGGCAGUCGCCCUCCGCGCUACCUUCCCGUACCAAACGCCGGAAAAUCUUCCGUUUUGGAUUACGGCUGAUUACUUCUGCGAUAUCAUUUAUAUUCUUGACGUUGUGUUCGUGAAACCGAGAUUAAUGUUCUUGAACGAAGGCUUUUGGGUCACUGACCAGACUGAGACUAGAAAAAAUUAUAAGAAGAAGACCCAAUAUAAGUUUGAUGUCAUCUCUCUGCUUCCCUUGGAUAUUUUAUACUUGUACUUCGGAACAAAUAUGGUGAUACUACGAUUCCCGAGAGUACUUAAAUUGCAGACUUUUUGGGAAUUUCACCAAGCUAUGGACCGAGUACUCUCUUCUCCUUACGUGGUGAGAAUUGGCAAGACCCUAUUCUAUAUAUUUUACCUUAUCCACCUCAACGCUUGCGCAUACUAUGCUAUGAGCGACUACAUCGGCCUCGGGACCAAUAGCUGGGUGUAUGAUAACGUUGGAAACGCUUAUAUACGAUGCUUUUACUUCGCCACCAAAACCGCUACGUCUAUUGGUAAAAAUCCAAAACCGGGAAAUACUUGGGAGUACUUGUUCAUGACUGCUGCUUGGCUCAUGGGCGUCUUCGUGUUCGCCCUGCUCAUUGGUCAAAUCCGGGAUAUCAUUGCUACAGCAACUAGACAGAAGACAGAAUACCGUAAGAAAGUUGACGGCUGCGUUCGGUACUUGCGCCGACUGAACAUGCCGGUGACCCUCCAGCGGCGCGUCGCUUGCUGGUUCAACUACACCUGGAGCCAGCAGCGGUGUUUUGAUGAAGGAAGAAUUCUUAAUUCUUUACCAUAUAAUAUGAAACGCGAUGUGGCCCUGGAAGUUCAUAUGUCUACCUUAAGUAAGGUGCAACUAUUCCGCGACUGCUCCACAUCCCUGCUGCGCGAUCUGGUGCUGCAGCUACGGCCGGUGUCCGUGCUGCCCGGCGACCUGGUGGUGCGCCGCGGGGACGUGGGACACGAAAUGUACAUCGUUAAAACUGGGGAGUGUCUGGUAAUGUCUCCAGACGAGAAAGAAGUUUUGGUAACUCUUGGUGAAGGCUCUGUCUUUGGCGAAAUCAGCCUACUCGGCAUAGAUGGGUUGAGAAGACGUACCGCUACAGUACGAUCACGAGGUUAUUCCACCCUCUUUGCAUUAUCCCGUAAUGACCUAGACACAGCCUUAGACUACCAUAAAGAAGCGGCUAAAAUCCUGCGCCGCAGAGCCGAUCAGAUCAUAAGAGAAAAUGCGGCAAGACAGGCCAAGCAGAAGAUGUCCGCUAAACAUAGAGACGAAGGAGCCAGGAGGAGAAGAAGUGGAAGCAGCAAUGACAGUAGCCUGACUGUAGAUAAAAGGAAUAGAUCGGCGAGCGCGCAGUCCAAGAGGAAGUUGUCUAUGGUAUCAGAAGAUAAGCCAGCGGAAUUGCGCCUCAAUGCAUCGCCCGUACCGCGUGCAGAAGUCCGAACACCGAUACCAACUAUCGUUCUUUCCAGCGAAAUUAAUUAAUUAUAACGUUAUGCCAAAAAGACUAAGAACACAUUUGAAUAUAUUUAUAAUGAAAACAGAAAUAUUUAAAUAAAAAGAUUCCUCAUAACUUAAAGGAAAAACAAUUUAGUUUUAUAAUACUCAUUAUAGGUAUGUAAGCUUAAUAUAAUUGUGAUAAAAACACGCUUGAGAUUAGUAUGAAUACAGAUUUGUAUGUAUUUUAAUUAAAGUCAUUCAAAAUAAUGAUUAUUGAUAAAAGGCUUUAACCAUAAGAACAGGUAACAUAAUACUAGUACCAUUUUAGAAGUUUUUUGUUCAUUCCUACAAAAAUCUCCAUCACAAAUAUCAUCUAAAUCGAAAGGAUUUUAGAAUGGAAUGGAUUGCCAAAUUUUCGAUGUCGUUUGUUAAAAAAAAUCGUAUCGUGUACCCUUUUUCCGUUUUACGAUAAAUUUUAUAUAUAUUGUUAUAAU